UUCUCUCGCUGUAAUUUAUGUUCUUCCUGUAAACAUAAUCAAUUAAUUUAAUAUUUUUACAAGGUUUAUGUUAUAUUUUCUAUUAAUUUUUUCGCAGCAUGUGAUAUGAACGUUCAUAAACGAUGCCAAGAAAACGUUCCGAAUCUUUGCGGAUGUGAUUACACCGAAAGAAGGGGAAGAAUAUUACUAAAAGUAACUGGUAUAAAUUCUAAACUCGUAUGUGAAGUAUGUGAAGCAAGGAAUUUGAUUCCAAUGGAUCCAAACGGCCUUUCUGAUCCUUAUGUUAAAUUGAAACUAGUGCCCGAUAACGGUGAUUCUUCAAAGAAGAAAACGAAAACGAUUAAGGCUUGUUUAAAUCCUCAAUGGAAUGAAACAAUCAGUUUUGAUCUGAAACCCGAAGAUAAAGAUCGUAGACUACUUAUAGAAGUAUGGGAUUGGGAUAGGACAUCGAGGAACGAUUUCAUGGGAUCUUUGUCCUUUGGAAUUUCAGAAAUCCUGAAAAAGCCUGCAAAAGGUUGGUUUAAACUUCUUACUGCUGAAGAAGGUGAAUUUUAUAAUGUUCCUGUACCACCAGAAGGUGUGGAUAGUUAUCAACUAAGCAAUGAAUUGAAGUCUAAACUUCCUCUGAGCUGUGAAAGGAAAGAGUUUUCAGAAAUUACAGAUAUUCCUCAUAAUGUAGGAAUGCAAGAUGCUAUCAGAGACAGUCACUUUUCUUUUCUGAAAGUACUUGGGAAAGGAAGCUUCGGAAAGGUUAUGCUUGCAGAACGUAAAGGAACUGAUGAAUUGUAUGCUAUUAAAAUAUUAAAAAAGGAUAUUAUAAUUCAAGAUGACGAUGUUGAAUGUGCCAUGAUAGAAAAGAGGGUUUUAGCCUUAUCUAGAAAACCUCCAUUUUUAGUACGAUUGCAUUCGUGUUUUCAAACAAUGGAUCGUUUAUAUUUCGUUAUGGAAUAUGUUAAUGGGGGUGAUUUAAUGUUUCAAAUACAACAGUGUGGAAAAUUUAAAGAACCCGUUGCAGUGUUUUAUGCUGCAGAAAUUGCCAUAGGAUUAUUUUUCCUACACAGUAGGGGCAUUAUCUAUAGAGAUUUAAAGUUGGAUAAUGUUCUACUGGAUGAAGAUGGACACAUUAAAAUAGCCGAUUUCGGAAUGUGCAAAGAAAAUAUCGUGAACGAUAAUACAACAAAAACUUUCUGCGGAACUCCAGAUUAUAUUGCACCAGAGAUCAUUCUGUAUCAGCCUUAUGGAAAAUCAGUAGAUUGGUGGGCUUAUGGAGUGUUAUUGUACGAAAUGUUAGUAGGACAGCCGCCAUUUGAUGGUGAAGACGAAGAAGAAUUAUUUGCUUCAAUUACGGAUCAUAAUGUAUCUUAUCCAAAGUUUUUAUCAAAAGAAGCAAAAGAUGUUUGCAAAGGGUUUUUAACAAAAAAUCCAGCGAAACGUCUGGGUUGUGGUCAUUCCGACGAGAAAGAUAUCAGAGGUCAUCCUUUUUUUAGGCGUAUCGAUUGGUUAAAGAUAGAAAGUAGAGAAGUACAACCACCUUUUAAACCUAAAAUUAAAGAUUCAAAGGCAGCAGAGAAUUUCGAUCCCAUCUUUACAAACGCCAGUAUGUCUCUGACACCCGCAGACGAAAUGGUGGUGGGUAGCAUGACAGGGAACGAGUUCCAAGGAUUCACCUUUGUCAACCCGUUUUUCCAUAAUCAAAGAACAAGUGAAAAAAUAUAAACUGAGAUCGUUUCUAUAUUUUUUUGACCAAUUUCAGCAUGGACAAUUUGCCUCAGUCCUCCUAUCCACAAUUCCAGUUUGAAAGUUUGAAUCCAUUUUACACUUUAUCCUUUUGGCUGCACCAGUUUUUUGACGAAACGGAUUAUUCUUUAUUCUCUCCCAAAAACAAAAACAAAAGAAAUAUAUAUAUACAUAUAUAUUUGGAGAGUAGGCGACAUUAGAAUGAAAUCCGCAAAGGUUUCAAGAAUGCAUUUAUCACUUACUAAGCGUAUGAAUUAAUAUUCAAGGUCAAUGGAGGUCGAUUCGUUUGAAUUUUAAUUUAUAUUUUAAUCCGAGGCCUUUUCUGUCGUUCGAAAUUACAAAAAUACGAGUGGAAACGAAAUUUUAAUAACUAAAAAAUCAGGAUUGCAUCACUCUAUACAUUGAAAUUUUUAAGGACAAAACGAGUCAGUCUUUUAUUUCAUUGUUUUUUUUAGUUAUAUAUUAUUGUAAGUGUGCCAAAUUUAAGGGGACGAUACCCAUUUUUUAUAUCUUAGAUCUGCUUCUGAUGACAAUCAGCAAGAAGCACUGUGAGGACUCCCGAGUGCUCAAUUCAAUACUCAGCUUUUGUUAAUUACGGGUUUUUAAUAAUAAUAAUAAUAACACAAGGGGCAAAAAAUAUAGUAGAAUAUUGUUCAUAUUUUAAAACAAAUUAUAUAUACUCAAACAUAUACACACUCAUAUACACACAACACAUUGAACAUAGUUAAAAAACAAUAACGGUAUAUGUAUGUAUGUGUACAUAAAUAAAUUUGCUCACUCAAGUUAAGAAUGAAAUUUUAAAAUCGAUCAAAAUAAAUUUUAAAAAAAGAAAUAUAUUAAUAUAAAAAAUUACAAAAUAUUUUAAAUUAUAAAACACGUGUAAUUUUGGGACUUACUACAUUAAAAAUAAAACCCUUUCGGAAGACCGAUUGUGCCAGGCUCAAUAAGGAAACAGAAUCCCAAUGAUGCUCCUUAACUUCCAGGUGGACAUUAUUAUCCGAGGAAUGCUCCUUAAGUGCUUUGUAAAUCUAUAUACCCAAUUAAUUUUCACUCCGUGUCUUCCAUUGAUAAAAAAAAAAAAAAAAAACCUCACCGUAUGAACGGCUACUCGACUGUUCCCAAAACACCUGAAGAAAA
This is a messenger RNA of Centruroides sculpturatus (bark scorpion), 2874 nucleotides long. RefSeq names its product protein kinase C, brain isozyme-like. Gene Ontology annotation, biological process: protein phosphorylation. The record is from RefSeq and is a predicted model, not a curated record. Lineage: Eukaryota; Metazoa; Arthropoda; Arachnida; Scorpiones; Buthidae. The transcript is spliced from 12 exons. Gene Ontology annotation, molecular function: ATP binding; zinc ion binding; diacylglycerol-dependent serine/threonine kinase activity. Bases 106 to 1716 code for a protein of 536 amino acids.